Leguminivora glycinivorella is the source of this 5704-nucleotide messenger RNA. RefSeq lists its product as uncharacterized. Lineage: Eukaryota; Metazoa; Arthropoda; Insecta; Lepidoptera; Tortricidae. Gene Ontology annotation, molecular function: protein binding. The transcript is spliced from 5 exons. The record is from RefSeq and is a predicted model, not a curated record. Bases 224 to 3490 code for a protein of 1088 amino acids.
ACCAAGCCCGCCGCUCCUCUCGCGUCAACCUCUUAUCAAAACACACCGCGCCCGGGAUCGAUCGCCUGAUAACGUGACUGUGACUCCAGUGAUACAGUGUUGUUGUGAACAUGUGAUUGUCAAUCCUUGGAAUACGGGACGAAUUUUUGACAGCUGACACUUGAUUUUAAAGCUCAGCAGUGAGCGCGUGCGGUGCGACGCGAUGUACUCGUAAACGGUCAUCAUGCGCCUCUUCCGAGGGCCGAAGCGCAGGGAAGUGACCGGGCCGCGAGCCGCAGCGACGCCGGCGCCGUCUCCGUGCCGAGACGCCGCUGGCGCCGGACCCCGCCCGCACGACUUCACCCUAGUCACGGCAUUACCGGCUAUGGUCAUGGAGGACGACGUCAGGGAAAUGAAGAAAGUGUUCGCAACAUGGGGUCGUCGUAUGGGAAAAAAGCUCGACAUGUUAAGAAAACCUGACGGAAAAGAAGCUUCCCAAGAACAGCCUAGUAAUGAAAGCCUUAAUGAGGAGUCCCCAAGAAGCAUAGCUGGCCAGUUCAAGAAAAAGCAACAAUGGAAAAUGGAACGGAGCAGUUCUGAAACUACAUCCCUAAAAAGAGAUAACGACACUGAUUCCAUUCGAAGCGGAUCCCGAGACAGAUCACCUAGCCCUUUCAAAUCUUUCUUCCAUAGAAUGGGUUCAACGGGAAUGUUAAACUCAUCUAGGUCCCAAACACUAAAUAUACAUAAAACAUCAGAAAACAGUUAUCCGGUGGCAAGUGGACCGACGCUUUAUCGUAGCUGUUCAACUUCACAUCUAUCUACGUAUGUUAAGGCUGACGAUCCAUCUGAUGACAUUGAUUUACAGAACGCUGCUGGUGAAAAUAAAAAAUCUCCUUCAAAGAAUAAUAAUAUCUUAACUGAAGACGCGCUAGUGAAUUCAUCAAAGGCCAUUAGUUGUGAUAAUAUCCCUAAUCUUGAAGGUCAAGGUAAUGGUAUGUGUAAAAAACCAAACUUUCCAUACGCUUUUUUAAGAUCAAAAUUGUCGGUUCUACCAGAAGAAAACAGCAUGGCAUCACAACAACGAACGAGCAGCAUAAGGCAAAGUUACUCCGAAAGAAUAGAUAGAAAAUCACCAAAAUUUCGAAAAGACAGACUGUUUCUUUCCAAUUCUCGCUCCGAGGAUCGAUAUCAAAGCAACGAUAGCAUAUCGGUACACGAAGAUAUGUUGCUUAAUGCUGCCUUAAGAAAUGAAUACUCCGAUUUCAAUAGAAGUUCUAUGAGAAGUAUCAAUGAAAUCGACGGCACGUAUCCUGCACGACGUGUCGAAGAUGUUCAUCGCCGGUCGUCGAUGAUAUCCCAUAGGCCGCCUUUAGAUUACGACCCAAUGCUUAUACCAAGGAACCGAAACAGUUUACCAGUAUACGACUAUGGUCCGUAUUUUGGGUCGGUAAGGGACAUAAAAACGGAACUUAUGACAUCGUCGCAAAGUAUACAUCUCGGGCCAGAAAGCACUGAGAUUCUUCAGACUCAUCGACUAAGCAACUAUGUUAGUUCAAAUGAGUCUGGCUAUGACAGCGAUGGACGUCCUACAGAUGAACAUAGCAACCACUCACCGCCAGGAUACUCGAGUCAUAUAUCGCCAGGCACUGUGCGAGCAGAACCGAUUGAUACUACUGCAGAUGGAACACAUGGUAAUUUUUCGAGACAAUUGAGCUUAAAUCAUAAAAUCAACGUGAGUAGAGUGCAUGUGCCUGCUAGACGGAGUUCUACACCAUGUGCUUUAUUUCCGGUAGAAAAUAGCAUACCUUAUGAAUAUGUCAACAAUAACAGGGAACAGUUUCAUAAGUAUCCCAAUAAUCCAUUACAAGUCCUUGACUAUAAUAACGCCAAACCUCCGCCACUACCAAAAAAGACACUAAACAAAAAAAUACCUUUCGUUUAUAAAACAAUUACACUAGACGAACGUGUAGAAACUCGAAAAAUUAAAUUACUUCACUCUCAAGUAUUGCCAGUAGAACAUUCAUCGAAUCCCAAUCUCAGUACCUUAAUACCACCAGUGGACAAUGAAGGCCCCAGUAUUCCUGUACCAGAAACUGACAUUUUUGGACGGGGACCAUGUACAAAGCGGUUCAGAAAGUUAAGGUUAAUUAAAUCAAGAUUGGACGAAAGUCUCGGGGUUUAUUUAACGCAACACAGAGUAGACUUCGAUAACAGUGGGUCUAAUUUUGAGAUACGUUAUAUUGUGGUAAAACUGGAUUUUGAUGGCAUUGCGCAUAGGGAUGGAAGACUGCGGAUCGGUGAUGAAAUAGUUAAUGUCAAUGGAAAAGUCCUAAGAGGUUUAUCAUCACUAAAAGAAGUGCAGCAUAUUGUUAACUCAUGUUCAACUGAAGCAAAUUGUCAAGAAGGAGCACAAAAAUACCAAGUUGAUCUUGUUAUGGCUCAUGAUGAAAUUACUCCAGUAACAUUAAGUCGAAUAAUAAACAGACAAACUACCGAUCAAAAUAUAAUAGCGCCAUCUACAUCGAAUGUUCCGCCUGAUAUAAUUUCGGAAACCGUUCAUAAGCCUACGUCUUCAAAUCAAAUAACCAUUGAAACUCAUUUUCCUAGUGAAAACCAAUUUUACAAUAAUUAUAUAAGUGGUACCAAUACCACCAGCAAUAAUUACGAGCACAACACGCGACGACGAGAAACCGACAUCCUAGGAAACAAUAGUCCGUCAAUGCAACUAAAUCAAAAGAGUGAUGAUGAAAAAUUAUUAGAGAGAGCCUAUCCGACAUCGUCAGCCACAUUGCAAAAUAUCACAAAUAUUGAAAUAUCAAUGAGAUCUUCACCAACACCAAGAAACAGGCAUUCAAAUAAUUACAGACCUAUUUCUCUUCACAAUUCAAGGCUACCCCCGAUGGUUGAGCAGUAUUCAACAAGUAAUGAAAACGCAACAAAUGAGAUAAAGGAAAAAUCACCACAUUACAUCAAACAUGUCCCAAGAUUAUACCAAAACCGAUCGUUUGAAAGCAUUCCAGAACAACUUCUGAGAAGUAGCAACAGAAGCAGAUUUUUCAACAGGGUUGGUUCUCAACGCUGCUCUCCGAGCCAUGGCCAUGUGUCUCGUCAGCAAGAACACGCAUUAAUGCAAAACGACGUUCACCAAAGUGGCAUUUAUUCGAACAAUUCUUUGCACAUCGCAGAAUUCUGGAAAGGACCUGGUCAUAAAAGUUUAGGAUUUAGUAUCGUUGGAGGUACUGAUUCCCCGAAAGGACAAAUGGGAAUUUUCGUGAAAACCGUGUUUCCUAACGGACAAGCAGCUGAUAAGGGGACUAUCUUUGAAGGUGACGAGAUCUUGUCAGUCAAUAAUGUGCCGACCCGUGGACUGAGCCAUGCUGGCGCCAUAUCGCUUUUCAAACAAGUUAAAGAAGGAAAAAUUGAACUGACGCUUUCAAGAAGAAGAGCACCUAGGUCAAGAUCCGUGGAACCUCUGGGUAAUUUCCGCUGCGACAAUCUCAAGGAGUAAAUUCGAAAGAUGAAUGGCCGUAACGAAAACAGAAAGUUUGUAGGAAUUAUUAUCAAUAUUGUGCAAUACUUAAAAAACAAAGUAAUGUCGAAAAUGUAAUUUUUUCUCCAAUAAUGUUGAUAUAGUACCUUUCAGAAGAAUUGUGCGUUCGACGCAUAAGUUCGCAAGAUGAGAUAUUAUUAUGAGUUGUUUUCUUUCAGAAGCGAACUUAGUUUGCGACGUAGUCGCUAUACUAUAUGUACUAUAUAGUUAUUAUGUUUCAACUAUAGUACCUAUAAUAUUAAUUUAAUCUCAUAAGUUUCUCGUUGUUAAACGUUAAAUAUUUCAGUUUCUACUCUCCAACGAAACACGUAUUAUAACUGUGAGGUACCUAUAUAAUGUUCUUAUAAGCUUUUAUGUAGCUAUGCAUAGUUUAGUAAAUAGAUUUUAUAUCAUUUUAUUAUACAUAUUACGAAAUGUUGAUUGUAAAUAAUAUGUUGAAUUCAUACAGCAUUAAUGCAAAGUAUUGUUAUAGGACUUAAUAUAGUCGAAGACCUACAAUAAGACUGUAUUUAUGUUUAAUGUUUAUGAAAAACUACUAUAGAAUUUUGUAAUUUGUACGUGUAAUGUUCUUCGUUAAUAUUGUUUUGUUAAGCAAGCUAGAUCUCGUUGAAACCUAACCGAUAGGUAUACACCAUGCUAGUAAGAAUCAAUAUGUAGCUGUUGUGAUAGUCCAAGGUUUUAGUACAUCUAUGCCACUAGCAAUGAUCUAUGGUUUGUAGAUGCUCGUUGAUACGCUUUGUAUUUAUCAGGAGCCUUUGGUAUCAAUAAUGUGUACCUACUAACAUGGCAUGUACUCAAUAUUUUUUAUCAUAGACUGAUCUUUGUAAUUUGAGUAGGCACUUUAAAUACUACCAAAGUUAGACAUAAUCUCACAACAUUAACAGACUUACGAGUAUAAUCAUUUUCAACAAAUCCAUAGAAGGACGAAUAUUAAUAUUACAACCAAAAUAAUGCCUUUAGUUUUUCUUGUGCAAAUAAUUAACCUUCGCUCUCUUCAUUGAUGUUUUUGAUGAAAUUUAUAACUUCCAACUUUAUGAUUGUUUUCGCAGAGGCAUCAGCUGAGUCUAACUGCACGCACUGGCGAAUAAAAUGAAAUCAGGCUAAUACAUGUACAAUAAAAACUAAUGACAUACAGAACUUCUAAAUACACGCACACAGUCGUCUAAUUUAUAUUGAAUAUGGCAAUUCUAUACGAAACUAUUUCAAACGUGGUACUAGUAUAACUAAUUAUGAUAUCUAAUGCACCACUGGGUUUUCAAUUUAGAUGAGAUGACUGCACAAUAGUUAGUUAAAUUACAUGAUAAAUAAUCUGACCUGCUAAAAAAGUAAUGUUUAGUUUUUUUUUGGCGUGACGAUAUAAAAGUACGAGACUAAACUAACGAUAUAGACUUUUUAAAUGAAAUGUACAUAGGUAUAUAUGAAAAUAUGUAGGCCAAACAUAGUGUAAAAAUCAACCUCAUACGACGAUGCUUCCAUCCAUAUUACAACGUGCUUUUAAACGUAAGUUUAAUAUAUCUGUAACGAUUUGUUUUGUUUACAGUUUUUACACAAUACACCGAUUAGCUCCGUCCAAAUAAAUUGUUAAAAUGUCAAUUGUUCAAAAUAAGUAUAUACCUCAUCAUAUCCUCACCCUUUUCUUUAAUUCUGAUAUAUUUUGAAAUUUUUAAGACAACCCUAGUAAGGUGGGAUAUGUUAAUUGCAAAAACAUACCGCAACUUGCUCAUCGUGAGUAAUUUGCGCACAAGUACCUGUUUAGAGCAAAAUGUAUCAUUACACUGCGCAGGCCAUUGCAAAAUAGCCAGCCAAGUCAUUUCGCUGAAUCUUUUGUAUGCUACCCUGUGGUUUUGGUGAAUAUUAAUGCUGCUACAUCAUCAAAAUUUGGUACAAUUUUACAGUCGUUACGUUAACGUAAGUUUACGAGAAAAUUAACUAUUGAUAACUUGUAAUUAUUACAUAAAAAUAAUUAUAAUAAUACCACAAAUACAUUUGGACUAACCCGACGGAUAAUCGGAAGGAGAAGAAUAAAUUAAAAUUUUAAAAUUUGCAACAAGAAAUAAAUUCACCAAAUUUAUUUUUUACACUGAGCUCAAAGUGGCCCAUUCUGUCCAACAUUUUGAUAACAAAGCAGAAAUUUCUUUCAGUUUCAAAAAUUAAAAGCUCAUUGGGAUUUUU